AUGGCUUUGAACCCAAUCACUCGCCGUGCCCUGGCACUGACACUCCGCCAGGUCAGCCUCCAACAGACUGCAGCUGCUUCCUCUGUUUCAAAGAUUGGCAGUCGUGAAGUUGUUGGGUUUGGCUUCAAUGGCACCCCUUGUUAUGUGGACCGCGUAGACUUCCCCAUGCCAGGUGUUCGCUUCAAGGAAAAUACUCCAGACAUCCAGGCCCUCCGUGAAAAGGAGAAGGGAGACUGGAACAAGUUGACCCUUGAGGAGAAGAAAGCCCUUUACCGUGCGUCCUUCUGCCAGACCUUUUCCGAAAUGAAGGCUCCUACUGGCGAAUGGAAGUCUGUUAUUGGUCUUAGUCUCAUUGCUGCAUCUUUAGCCGUCUGGGUGUACAUGUGGAUGAAGUUGUAUGUGUACUCUCCCCUCCCUGAUACACUUUCUGCAGAGAAGCAGGAAGCUCAGCUCAAGAGAAUGAUUGCUCUGAAAGCCAAUCCUGUCCAGGGAAUUUCUUCACAGUGGGACUACUCCAAGGGUGAAUGGAAGUAAAUUCUUAUGCUGCAAUAAAACUGCUAAUUAUUGUCAUCAUAUUUUACUCAUUAACCAUGUGAUGUACAGUGGAUACCGCACUUGCUGUACUUAGAUAUUUUACAGUAUGUAACGCACCAAAGGAUGAUGAUGAUUCUCGAUUUUAAGUAGGAAAAAAAAUGUCGGCAGGCCCCAGUUUAAGCAAGAAAAUUCUUAGUUUAAAAUUGAGCUCCAGCAAUGUCUUCGUACUAUGGCCUUAAGUGGUUUCAAGUGUAUAUUUCUACACCAAUGUAUACCUGAGUUGAUCCCCAUUCCAUCUCCCUGGCUCGUGAGUUGCCAACAUCUUUAUUAUAUUAAAAGGAAAUCAGGAGGUGGAGGAGUAAAGUGACUGGUGCAUUUGUAUUUUUUGUGAACUGUGUAAAUUUUUGUUUUUAAUGACAUGGUGGUUAUUGCUAAUAAUAGUCUCUUCCAGUCAGGGAGAAGAUUCUUACUGUAAAUAAGAUAUUUAUGUCACUAUAGUACGUGUAAUUAAAUGGUGACCUCAU
Molecule: messenger RNA, 1058 nt
Organism: Penaeus monodon (black tiger shrimp)
Lineage: Eukaryota; Metazoa; Arthropoda; Malacostraca; Decapoda; Penaeidae
Product: cytochrome c oxidase subunit 4 isoform 1, mitochondrial-like
Biological process (GO): mitochondrial electron transport, cytochrome c to oxygen
Source: RefSeq, a predicted model, not a curated record